Molecule: messenger RNA, 5201 nt
Organism: Salvelinus fontinalis (brook trout)
Lineage: Eukaryota; Metazoa; Chordata; Actinopteri; Salmoniformes; Salmonidae
Product: zinc finger CCCH domain-containing protein 11A-like
Exons: 17
Coding region: 620-3574 (984 amino acids)
Molecular function (GO): metal ion binding
Source: RefSeq, a predicted model, not a curated record
AAUUAAAUUCACCAAGCAUGUGGCAAAUCUCACUCCAAGCCUUCUUCAAAAAUUGACAGCUCUGCAUUUUUUUGUGCAAUUUGGGGAAAAUAUAAUUCUAAACAUCACUCAAAUCAGAAGAGGCUCAGUGAAGGUUCGUUUCAAUUAAUUUGCUUUGUCUUCGCUCUAGUGUUCCAGCCUAGCGAGCGUUCUUUGGCCGUUUUUCAGACCUGCGCAUUCAGGAGGAACCCGACGCUGGUGGACGUGUUUCUCUAUUGUAGUGGAACAUAUUUUUUCACUUUUAGUAUUACUGAAUGAUAAUGAACGGCCCCAUGUCGCAAGGAUAUGUACACAAUUCCUUGAAGCUGAAAAUGACCCAGUUCUUCGAUGGCCUGCAUACUUACAAGACUUGUCACCCAUUGAGCAUGUUUGGGAUGCUCUGGAUCGACGUGUACGACAGCGUGUUACAGUUCUUGCCAAUAUCCAGCAACUUCGCACAGCCAUUGAAGAGAAGUGGGACAACAUUCCACAGGCCACAAUCCACAGCCUGACCAACUCCAUGCGAAGCCCAGGGAGAGUCCUGCUGGACCUGAAGAGAACACCCCUGACCCGGAAGUGAAUCCCGUCCACCAGCCUGAACAUGACUAACCAUGGAGAUGACUGCUAUUUCUUCUACUACUCCGACUGUGCUAAAGGUGAUUGCUGCCCCUUCAGACACUGUGAUGCCGCCAAAGGCAGUGAAGAUGUCUGCAGCCUGUGGCAGGAGAGACGCUGCUUCCGACAGGUCUGCAAGUUUCGCCACAUGGAGAUUAAGAAAAACAGGAAGGAGAUGGCGUGUUACUGGGAGAACCAGCCUGCUGGCUGCCAGAAGCCUCACUGUGCGUUCCACCAUGAGAAACCACGCUUCAUAGACGGCCAAUACGUACCGCCUAACAAAAGUUUCGCCCUGAAAGAGGAAGUGGAGCCUCAUGAGGAUCCUUUGCCUCCUGUCUCUGCCCCCAUCCCAGUCAACCCCCAGCUCCAUGGGGUCAUUAAGGCGGAGACACAGGAGAACGUUCCCAGCCCUACCCACCCGCCUGUGGUCAUCAAUCCGGCAGAUGAUGAUGAGGAUGAAGAUGAUCAGUUCUCAGAGGGGGAGGACAGCAGGUACGGCUCAGAUGGAUCCAGAGUGGUCUCUCCCAGAAAGAUGGCCGUGGCCUCCAACUCCGAUGAAUCGCUCAACUUUGGUGUCAGAACCUUGGAGGAUAUCAGACUGAGGAAAGCCCUGAAAGCCAGUAUGAGGAUAGCUGGUUAUCCAGUUCCUGGCCAGGGCUCAGACCAGGGAAACAAUGGCAUGAGCAGCGAGAAGGAGAACAUGAAAUCCUUUAUGCGUCCAUCUCUCUUCACAGCUAAGGAUGUUCCUGCCGGGGGUGACAUGCCAAUGAACCGCCGUCUGGCCGAGCGCCUCGGGAGGAACAUGGAGGAGGAUGAAAUGGACCUGCCCCCUCGGAAAGCUGUGAAACCUGUCAGGGACAGACUGGGAUUACCUGUUGAACCCAUUGCUGCAUCUGAAUCAGCUGAGAGCAACAGCAAGACUACAGCGUCUGAAGUAAUCCGCAUCAAAACCCUGGAGGAGAUUAGGCAUGAAAAGUUAGCCAAGACUCGGGGUCAAGGGGACGACCAUCGUCCUUUAGUCCCUGAUACCACCGCUUCCAAGGCCUCAAAGAAAAGUGCCGCUGUCAAAUCUGCAGCUGGUCUUCAUGUGAAGACCUUCUCUGAGAUCCUCCACGCCAAGAGGAAGCUGGAGGAGGACCAGGGGCCCAGCCUCAGGAAGGCCAAGCUGCUGGCUGUGGAAGCAGCUUUGGGUAACUCCCAGAGACCCCCAGAGCCUGCCAUGCCCAUGCGGGUGGCCCCUCCUGGGGGAAGAGUUAAGGUGAAGACCCUGGAGGAAAUCCGCAGGGAGAAGGCAGCCAGGAUGCAGGCCUUGGGACAGGAGGCGUCUAACGGGAAAAUCCCAGGCUCUGCCCAGGCCUCCAAAGAGGAAGGUGCCAAGAAGUCCUGCAUACUGCUUAUCAACAAACCAGCUUCUGCUGCCAGCACUACCACCCAGAAGACAUCCGAGGUGACCGAGAAAGAGAAGCCAGCUGAGCCUGCUGCUGUUGCUACUGAGGCCACCCCUGCUAACGGUAGCAGGGUGAGUGUGAAGACCUUUGAGGAGAUCAUGCAUGAGAAGAGGCUCCGCAGGCAACAGCUGCAGGAGGAGCAGGCCUCGUCCACCAGCCACUCAGAGCAGGCCUCGUCCACCAGCCACUCCGAGCAGGCCUCGUCCACCAGCCACUCCGAGCAGGCCUCGUCCACCAGCCACUCCGAGCAGGCCUCGUCCACCAGCCACUCCGAGCAGGCCUCGUCCACCAGCCACUCCGAGCAGGCCUCGUCCACCAGCCACUCCGAGCAGGCCUCGUCCACCAGCCACUCCGAGCAGGCCUCGUCCACCAGCCACUCCGAGCAGGCCUCGUCCACCAGCCACUCAGAUCAGGCCUCGUCCACCAGCCACUCAGAGCAGGCCUCGUCCACCAGCCACUCAGAGCAGGCCUCGUCCACCAGCCACUCAGAGCAGGCCUCGUACACCAGCCACUCAGAGCAGGCCUCGUCCACCAGCCACUCAGAGCAUGCCUCGUCCACCAGCCAAUCAGAGGGCUUCGCCAAGGCUGAAUCUACCCAGAAACAGGCCGGAGGCCCUGCCCCCCAGAGGGAGAAGAGGGUGUGGGUGAGCCCCUCUGCCGCCUCCUCGCCCCCCACCAUCACCCUGGAGGCACCUGCCCAUGCUCCCAUGGCCCCAUCCCCUCUGCUCUGGGCCACCCUACCCCCCCAACAGGGGACUCCACUAAGGCAGGCUGAGCCAGACUCCCCCUCCCUCAGCCCCAGGAGCUUGAGCACUGCCCCAGGCAAGAGGGAGAGAGGCUCCCCAGGGGGUUCCAGUCCCCCCAAGCAGGCUGCCUUAGCAUCAGCUACCUCCCCUAGGCCCUCUGUGGAAGAGGCUCCAGUUGAGAAGGCUGGGCAAGCUACUGAAACUAAAGUAAGACCCAAGCUGAACGUGAGGCCUUCUGUGAUGAAGCCGGCUGCCCAGGUAAAGCCAGGCCAGAAAAGGAGAGCAGCAGAAAGAUCUGCUGUUGCUGCAGUCAAACCCCUCAACUGCACCUCCACAGCACAGGAAGAGCCACCACAGGAGCUGCCCUGCAAACUGAGAGAGGUGUCCUUUCCCUUCUCCAGAAUACAGGCCCAAAUAAGUCCGAUGGUUCCUAGGAGUCCUCCCACUAUCCCGGGCCGCAGCUCCAGUCCCCUGAGAGAGGAGUUCCAGGCGGUCCCUGUCAAACAGCACAGCCCAGCCAUCCCCACAGCAGCCCCAGAUACCUACAUAGUCCCACAAAGUCCUUUGGUGAAGACGCCCACCCAGCCCAAGGCUCGGCGGCCCACCGUUAGCUCCUCCGCCAUGGACGAAUUUGACGAACUGAUGAUCGAGUUCACAGAUGACCGUCUGGAAGACGACUUGGAGCUGGACCCCGGCAAGGGAGAGGACGACUAUCUGCUGGAGCUGUCUGAGAUGAUUGACAGCUAGACUGGCCUACCUGCUAACCCAAUCACGACCCCUGGCCGACCCUUGACCUUGAGUAACGCUUAUGUUCAUGUCACCUGAUACCUUAUACCCCGUUCACAACCUCUGACCGACCCUUGACCAAUGCAAAUGUUCAUGUAACCUGAUACCCCAUUCAUGACCCCUGACUGACCCUUGACCUAGAGUAACUCCUACAUUCAUCACCACCAAUAGAAUUUCACCACCGGAACUAAUCAAAAACCCUCAGUCAACCACCUGAACUAACACCAGUUGAACUUUAACCUACUACCAGACAAACUUGCAGGGCAUCAAUGUUACUGAAGAUCUCCAACCACCUUCACCAUCUCUCAGCCCAUUUCAUGGUAGUAGACUGGUUGCUCGCUCCAACAUGUCAGAGGGGACUUAUGUUAAUUAAAUAAAAAAAUAAAUGCAUUGUAUUUUACAUUUUUAGAUGGUAUUGUUUUUACUCUUUACUAUUUCAUUCAUAGUCGUUACCUUUUGUCCUGGGAAAACGAUCCUUUAUGUAUUUUAAUUUCUGUACCUUUUUGAUUAUUUGACACUAGUAGUGAUAUACUUGUCUAAGUUUUUAUUUUUUGGGCUUUCUUUUUUUUGUCCUGAAAGAUAACAUGGAAAAAGCAAACAAUUUGUUGAAUGAUAUACAAAUAUAUUUUUCAAACAUCCUCAGGAAUUACCAUCUUGCAUUGUAAAGACGAGCUUGUGAUCUUAUCUGCCAGGCCUGUCACCCAUGGUUGUUCAAUCAUGUAUCAUUGUUUGUUGCAGAAAGACUGAAUCUGUGUAUGCUAAGAAGACUGCUUUAAAUGGAAGAACUGCAAUUAAUCGUUAGCCUGCUCCUGCGUUUGCCUUGAGCUCAUGUCUACUGUCAGACUGACGCUCCAAAAAUCAUGUACAAAGUUUUGUUCACCUCAAGUUUUGAACUGAUAACAACGGUAAAUGUAAAGUGGUUGUGGGAACUUUGAGUUAGCUAUAUUUGAAAUAUGAAGUGAAUGUUUACCCUCAAGUAUUUGGACCUAAAAGUAAGAUUUGUUUUUCAGGUUUGUAUUAUAGAAGUUAACUCUGAAAUUAGUCCCUUUUUAAAUACAACUACCAUGUUCCUCUAGUUUCGCCUACCUAUUUUUCCCCCCUUUUUUAUUUGUAUUGUAUGUUGGUCAACACGUGUGUUUGGAUGAAAUACCAUUUUGGACAAUGUUUUAAACCUACCCAAUUAUUUGACUGAACAAUUCAACACAGUUGAUUGUUUAACAUCCAACCUGCUCUCUAUUCAACCUUUUGUUACAAAUAGUGUUUUCUAGUCUUAAAAUGUGAAAAAGCAGCUUCUCAGGGACUAUGAAUCUGCUGUCUGACUUUGAACCCAUUUGUAAUGUUCAUACACCAUGUCUGAAUUCAACUGACACUUUCCACUGCUAGCAUGUGACAAUUGGCCUUAGUGGUUGGAGUACCAGUUGGUCCUGUCCCAUGUCAACUGUGAUCAGAUAUUUGCUGAUCAGAGUUGUAUGAUCUUGAAUGAUGAGCCUGUUGGUUGUGUAUCUGUACCUGCUUGAGCCUGUUCUGAUGUAAAUGUCUAAAGGGUGUUGUACAUAAUAAAAAGGUUUUCAUGAAUAGUUGCUAUUCA